Molecule: messenger RNA, 2136 nt
Organism: Clupea harengus (Atlantic herring)
Lineage: Eukaryota; Metazoa; Chordata; Actinopteri; Clupeiformes; Clupeidae
Gene: c17h14orf132
Product: chromosome 17 C14orf132 homolog
Source: RefSeq, a predicted model, not a curated record
UCCCGCCCGCGUCAACAUCCCCGCCCGCUCUCGGCUCACUCGCCUUCAGGUUGUGCUUACGAACUGACGCCCGUCAAAACUGCUCUGAGUUCGGUAUCAUUUCAAUGGAGCGAGGACUUUCAGAGAUUCGUGGUGGUUGUUUAGAGUAAUAAACCAUACUAAUACAUGUUGAAACACCCCUACGUAAGUUGAAUUCGGGUGCACCAGCCAGUAAACAUCAUGGAUCUUUCAUUUAUGGCAGCACAGAUCCCUGUGAUGACGGGUGCCUUCAUGGACUCCUCGCCCAACGACGACUACAGCACCGAGCGCUCCCUCUUCAACUCCUCGGCCAGCGUUCACGUGGCGACAGCCUCCGCCUCCUCCGCCCAGGCCCCACCCGACGACCAGGAGCAGAUGUCCAGCGACACCAUCUGGCUCUGGAUCGCCAUCGUGGCCACCAUCGGCAACAUCGUCGUGGUCGGAGUCGUCUACGCCUUCACCUUCUGAAUCCAAGAAACCCCACCCUGAAAAACACAUGAGUCAUGGGGAAAGUGCUAUGAAACUUUACAGAACCACCAAGCUCCCCAGCAGUUCAGUGCCCUAACUUGUCUUGGAUCUAUGGAGACACUGUGAUCCUAAUAACCAUCUGACUCCUGUAGAGAGUUCUAGCUGGAAGGACUCCCCCCCCCCCCCCCUCAUCAAAUCGUGUGUGCACACUUUCACUAGAGCCGAGUGUUGGGUUUAAAGAGGAUUAUGAUGUAGUUAGUGAAUUGGACCUGCUUAAUCGCCCCCCAGAUAGAUGAGAGGCAAUUAAGGAAAGUGCAGCUUAAUUAUUUGGAUGAAGGGACCAUGAAUCUUGAAAUGUUCCAAGCGAAUCCGGUCAUUACUGUUGCAUUGCUCUGCACUUGGCAAACUUAUUACAUUAUAAAUAACUUGUAAAUUUGACGGCCAGAGGAAGGUGACUUGAAACAACAGGGUUUGCUGUCACUGUGGUGGCUUUUUGCAUGAGACCCACUGCUCCAACUCCAUGGAGUGCAUUAAGCCUCUGCCACUAUUCCUUUAUCAGCCAUAUUAAGACCAUCACGGAACUCCAGCUUCAUUGGCCAUACCAAAGCAUGGGCUAUAAUGCUCUCCUGAUGUUCCGCUGUCACAGCUUAUUAAACUAGCAGCACUGAAUGGACCUGGGACUACCACAGUAGAAAACUGCAGUCGUUUUUCCUUCAAAUGAUCACUGUAUGCAAAAAAGUAAUCGACUAUUAUUUAUUUAUGAUUUAUAUUAUGAUGUAGAAACAUUCCUUCUCUAUUGACUGGAUUGACUUUGAUCAUGAGAAUCAAUUCUCUGGCAGCUGUUGUCAUAGUGAUGAAUCCUACCUAAUAUAGCACCUUAAUGAUAUUUCUUCUGAAACAGAGCUCACUGUGGACGAGUGGGUUUUAUUUGGAUCUAGACCAAUAUGAGUACCCAGCCAUAUUUUCGUCAGUUGAGAAAACAGUUGGACUCCAAAACAGAUGGGAAAUGUGGAACACACCUCUCUAGAUUAAGUCAUGUAUUGCACACUUGGUCUUCUCUCGUUACAAUGUUAAAUAAUGUUUGAAACAUGCCUAUCCUUUUUCACAGAUGGCUACUGGAACCAUUCCUGCAUUCACAGAUCACCUGUAAUUAUUACAGUAAUGGUGACACAAUUAUGGACUUGAAGCGUCACCAUUAGCUGAAGGAUGCUGAUUAUUAGAGGUUGCUACAGAUUGUUGCAUUACAUGGACAAAUCACCAGAUGUGUUUUCACCAUUUGUAGUACCAGUAGUAAUACAGGCAAAGCAUCUACCUUACAAUAUUUUCAUCAUUUACUGUGAUUCUCACUUUAAACAACUGGCUAAAAUGUUCGUCAUGGAAAAUUAUUUAGUUAAUUAUAUUAUUGUUAAUUUUUAAAAGCAGGCUAUAAUAAACAGCAGGGUUAACAGAGCAUACUAAACGUGUGUCACUGGUGCCAGAUACUGUAGAUAGUAUUGGAUGAUUCAGUUAUGCACUCAAACAGGGUCUCUGAAAGACCUGUUUUUAUUUUCCAUUUGAAAAAGAGUCUAAUGCCUGUCUUUGUACUAUAUUAUGACACACACACACAUACAAGAAUAAACUUUUUGUAAUGAGAGACUAUACUUACUAUUA